GCGAACCGGAGCUUUAUUUCUGCAGGAUUUAUCCGUCAGGCUCCGACUUAUCAUUCCCUUGUUACUGCGCGGAGCGGAACAAGCCUCCUUGGAUUUGAGCACAAGAACCGGCAACCUCCCCCCCCUCCUCCUCGUGUCCGCUCACCGGGAGCAGGAAGUGGGGAGCCCGCCGAGCAGGAUGCCGGGGUACGAUUACAAAUUCCUGGAGAAGCUGCGGCGCAAGUUUCUAUGUCCCCUGUGUGGCAAAGCCAUGCGGGAGCCCGUGCAGGUGUCUACGUGCGGCCAUCGCUUCUGUGACACCUGCCUGCAGGAAUUCCUCAGUGAAGGAGUAUUUAAAUGUCCAGAAGAUCAACUCCCUCUUGACUACGCAAAGAUUUACCCAGACCGAGACUUAGAAACCCAGGUCAUGAGCUUGACUAUACGUUGUAUACAUAGUGAAGAAGGCUGUCGCUGGAGUGGGCAGCUGAAGCAACUUCAGGCUCACCUCAACAUUUGUGCCUUCAAUGUUAUUCCCUGCCCGAACCGCUGCAGCACUAAACUGAUUCGCCGAGACCUGCCAGAACAUAUGCAGCACGAUUGCCCAAAGCGCAAAGUACGGUGUGAAUUUUGCGGGACUGACUUUACCGGUGAGGCGUAUGAGGAACACCAGGGCUGCUGUCCCCAGGAGAGUGUGUACUGUGAGAAUAAGUGUGGAGCUCGCAUGAUGAGGCGCGUGUUGUCUCAACAUUCCCUGGUGGAAUGCCCCAAGCGUACCCAACCCUGCCCUUACUGCAACAAGGAGUUUGUGUUUGAUACUAUCCAGAGUCACCAGUACCAAUGUCCAAGGUUUCCAACUCCAUGUCCCAAUCAAUGUGGAGUAUCGAGCAUUGCAAGAGAAGAUCUGAGCAGCCAUAUAAAGGAGAGCUGCAACUCUGCCCUCGUGCUUUGCCCUUUCAAAGACUCUGGCUGCAAACACCGGGGCCCAAAGAUCACCAUGAGCCGACACCUGGAAGAGACCAUGAGAGUCCACCUUAGCAUGAUGUCAUCCCUGGUCAGCCGACAAAGGCAAGAAAUCCUGGAGUUGAGGAAACAAGUGGAAGAACUGUCGGUCAGCAGUGAAGGGGUGCUUAUCUGGAAGAUCAGUGACUACUCCCGAAAAGUUCAAGAAGCAAAGGUCAGAGGCAACUAUGAGUCUUUCAGCCCACCCUUCUACACUCACAAAUAUGGUUACAAGCUUCAGGUUUCUGCAUUUCUAAAUGGAAAUGGCAGUGGAGAGGGCAGUUAUCUGUCCGUGUACAUACGGGUUCUUCCUGGGGAAUAUGACAACCUACUAGAAUGGCCCUUUUCAUAUCGUGUCACCUUUUCCCUUCUUGACCAAAGUGACCCAUCCUUGUCCAAGCCUCAAAAUAUAACAGAAACUUUCAACCCUGACCCCAACUGGAAGAACUUCCAAAAGCCCGGUGGUUCCAGAAAUUCACUAGAUGAAAGCACCCUUGGCUUUGGCUACCCUAAGUUUAUUUCCAAUGAGGACAUAAGGAAACGCAAUUAUGUACGCGAUAAUGCCAUAUUCUUACGAGCAUCUGUGGAAAUCCCACAAAAGAUCAUUGCGUGAUUGGAUACUUGAAAUCUGAACUCUGUUCGAACUAGAAAUUUGCUCUGUAAAGAGUUUAUUUAAUAUGGGUGCCCAGGCUUCAUGAAGGAGACGGGUUACUAAAGGAAUACAGGACACUGGAGUGUUCACACCUUUGUACAUUUUUAUUAUGAGGUUAUAUGACCAAGUCAACUGUGAACCCCCGUGGAGAGCAGACUGUUGUGUCUAAUCCACUUGCAUUCUGGAGAUUUUAGUUCUGAAGAAACAACUAAGGCAGAUAUGGCCCGAAAUACAGUCAACAUAGACUGCGCUGGAAGGUUGAGUAUGCAACUCUCAAGCUUGUCUAUAGCUUUUGAACAGUAUUCUCCAUACUUGGAAAAAAGUCUGACCCUAAAACAGAAAUCUGAGCAGCCUCCAAGACCUGAUGGAAAAUAUUUGCAUCUGUAUGACAUCAAGUAUGUUCUAGGAUGCCUCAAAGCUUAGGCUCUGACAUUCUCAUGGGAGAUUGUUGUUCGGAGAACAAUCCAACCAGCUAGGUGCUAAAACGAAGCCAAAGUUUUGAGUCAGAGAAAGAACUGAGAAGCCUGCAGAUAGUAAGGAUGCUCUACCUCAAGGGAAUUUAUAUGGUGCUGAAAUAUUGUGGAACCACAAUGGGAAACAUUCCGUAUGUGUUUCUAGGUAACGUGUAGCACUCACAAUGAGUGUGUUCUUUGGUCCUUCUCUCAGAAAAAAUGUUUCAGCAUUUUCACAUUUGUGGCCAAUGAAUGCAUCAUUAAAUGCAAAUAUUCUGUGAUAUAACAGGACUGUGUCCUGUGGGCCCAUAUAGGCCCUAUGGGGAUGACGUUGUUUGUAUACUGUUUCACAUUACAGUGAACGUUUUGUACGUUUAUACGCUUUUUACGCUUUUGUAAUUAACAGUUUGAUAAUUAAAUGCUCUGGAUCUUUUGA
Molecule: messenger RNA, 2518 nt
Organism: Xenopus laevis (African clawed frog)
Lineage: Eukaryota; Metazoa; Chordata; Amphibia; Anura; Pipidae
Gene: traf4.L
Product: TNF receptor associated factor 4 L homeolog
Biological process (GO): regulation of apoptotic process; regulation of canonical NF-kappaB signal transduction; positive regulation of JNK cascade
Cellular component (GO): plasma membrane; perinuclear region of cytoplasm; nucleus
Molecular function (GO): ubiquitin protein ligase binding; zinc ion binding; enzyme binding
Source: RefSeq, marked provisional